GACUAGUCAAGGCGUGGACUGCCUAUCCAACUAGGAUGUAUGACAAAAGCGCAUGGAUCAUGUAUGGAGUGUAUGGGGUUCUUGAGAGCUUUGACGAGUGUCAACAUAUGGAUGUAUGAUUUUAUACGGGGCAAGUGAUUUGGAACAGAAACCGGACGAUCUAAAUGAGUCAACAGUUGGAUGUACCUGAGAGGGACCCUCUGGAUAAGACCAUGACACCGCUCUGGAAUCAGAGAGAACCAUCUGUAAAAUGACUCGGAACUCCAGAGCGCGCGCGAUGACUUCUCCACAUUUGCUGUAAGCAGGGCGAGGAAACAUAUUUACAGCUGCACAAUGGAUUUACAAAACUCUAACGGGUCAUCUGGGGAGGACAAGCAGAAGCCCAGUCUGAUUGACCUGGGGACGUUUUUCGUGGACGCUGACAUCAUUUUUGGAUUUACUAGUCAUCUGUUAAAGCGAAAAGCCAAGGUGGAAGGCUGUUCGAGCGGAGAGUCUUCACUCUCACUUGAGCUGAGCCCGAGGAGGAGGCUAUCAGCGGAGGAGGAAUUGUGUGCCGGCAGACCAGCACCCGAAGGCGCAGGAGCCGUGAGCGUCUCGGAAUCAGACCGGGACAAGACUAGGCCAGAUCUGUGCAAGCAGUGUCAGAUGACUGUGGCUGAACUGAGGAGACAAGCCCUCGCUCUGUCCGACCCCGCUUCCUUAAAGGACCCUGGAUUUGCUUCCUUUAUCAUCGACCAGCUGCAAGUGCCUGAUUGGCCGCUGAAAGGAGGACAUGAAGGAAGGAGGUGUCAGGUGUGUGGAACACCUGCACAGCAGCUAAAACAGCAGGCGCUUCAGACUCUCCAAGAACUGUACCCUGGUUCCCACAUGCCAUCCCCGCCUCCCAACACCUUCCCUGGGCAUCCCACCAGGCUGACGACUCACAACGUGGUCACUCUUUCCUCCAGACCUACCAAAUCGAGGAUACCUCACCCGGCGCACAGCGUCCUGCCUGUAGGGGAGCGGCAACGUGAGCUGGGCUGGUCUCAGAGCCCGUCUCCCAGCGCUGGUCCACUGAAACCCAGCGUGCAGGUGACCAUGGGAGGAAGACCUCUGACGGGGACCAUUGGCUCAGUCACCAUUCAAGCCCAGCAGUAUUUAGAGGGCAUGUGGAGCAUCUCACGCGUCAAUAACUUCCUGCCUCAGCCAAACCCGUCACAAGGCCUCGUGGGUCAAGCAGAGCAGAGCGAAUGGUCUUCAGACACAACCAUCUCCAGAGUGUCCAUAACUCCCUCCAGACAGAGAGGUCAGGUUCAGGAUGGCCAGGCUGUGCCCUCUUCCUCCGACCAUCCCAGUUCAGCUGCGGCAUCCUUCUUCAUCAGGGCUGCUCAGAAGCUGAAUCUGUCAUCCAAAAGGAAGAAGCAGCAGCCGCCACUGGCAUACCCCCAGGAGCCCUCCAUCUACCCUACUAACUUUAGUGCUGUCCUCCAGUUUUCCCCUCCACCUGCUCCACCAUGUCUGCUCAGGGCGGGGUCAAAGGCCAAGGAGAACCCUGGCAUGGGCAAGGUCAAAGUGAUGAUGCGAAUCUGUCCAUCUCUGGGGGUUGUGGAUUCAUCGGAGUCCAUGUCCUUUCUGAAGGUGGACACUCGUAAGAAACAACUGACCCUCUAUGAUCCUUCAGUCAACACACAGCCCACCUCAGUGCAUAGACGAGCAGUGCUGCCCGCCCCAAAGAUGUUUGCCUUCGAUGCUGUUUUUUCCCAAGAUGCCUCUCAAGCUGAAGUUUGCUCAGGGACUGUGGCUGAAGUUAUUCAAUCAGUGGUCAACGGAGCUGAUGGGUGUAUUUUCUGCUUCGGUCAUGUCAAAGUCGGCAAGACAUACACCAUGAUUGGCACAGACAGCUCCAUGCAGGGCCUUGGCAUUGCGCCCUGUGCCAUCUCCUGGCUGUUCAAGCUCAUCAACGAGCGCAAGGAGAAGACGGGCACGCGAUUCUCGGUACGGGUGUCAGCCGUGGAAAUCUAUGGCAAGGACGAGAGCCUGCAGGACCUGCUUUCUGAUGUCCCCACGGGCAGUCUGCAGGACGGCCAGUCGCCUGGGGUCUACCUGCGUGAGGACCCCAUCUGUGGCACACAGCUCCAGAACCAGAGUGAAUUAAGGGCUCCCACUGCAGAGAAGGCCGCCCUGUUUCUUGACGCCGCCAUCGCAGCACGGAGCACUAACCGGCCGGAUGCAGAUGAGGAAGACCGGCGCAACUCGCACAUGCUGUUCACCUUACACAUCUAUCAGUACCGCAUGGAGAAGAGCGGCAAGGGUGGAAUGUCGGGUGGUAGGAGCAGAUUGCAUCUGAUUGACUUGGGAAGCUGCGAGAAGGUGCUUUGUAAGAGUAGGGACGCAGGAGGAGGUCUGUGUCUGUCUCUCACUGCUUUGGGAAAUGUCAUACUGGCUUUGGCCAACGGAGCCAAACACGUUCCAUACAGGGAUAGCAAGCUCACAAUGUUACUGCGAGAUUCCUUGGGGAACAUCAACUGUAGGACAACCAUGAUUGCUCACAUCUCUGACUCCCCUGCCAAUUAUGCUGAGUCUCUUACCACCAUUCAGCUGGCCUCCCGAAUCCAUCGUAUGAGGAAAAAGAAAUCCAAGUAUGCAUCAAGUUCUUCUGGAGGGGAGAGUUCCUGUGAUGAGGGAAGGAUCCGUCGACCACCACAUUUGCGUCCCUUCCAUCCCCGGACUGUGGCCCUUGACCCAGAUCUACCAUCAUUCCUCAGUGAUCCUGACUAUUCUUCAAGCAGCGAGCAAUCAUGCGACACUGUAAUUUAUGUUGGCCCUGGUGGUGCUUCCAUCUCUGAUCGAGAACUUAGUGACAAUGAAGGACCCCCUGCCUUUGUUCCUAUCAUCCCUUCUCUUAACCGUAAGCAACGAGGGAAAGAAGGGCCAGUUGACCAUGAUCACUUCAAAUGUAACACCUUUGCUGAGCUUCAGGAGCGAUUAGAAUGUAUUGAUGGUAGUGAGGAACCUACAGCCUUUGUUGGUGAAUCUGGAGAAAAUUCUGAAAGCCCUAAAAUGGACCGUAGUGCAACCAAGUUGAAAGAAGGCUCUAGUUGCAUUUCAGUUUCUCCCAAGACUCCUACCAAAGCACUCUCGUCAACACAGGACAGCAUAUCCCAAAAGUCAAUUUAUGUGGCCAAUAAACUGCCCAGCAGUCCAAAACACAAAUUAGAACAUCCCAAAUUGGAAAGUGCCCAAUCAGACAAAGAUCUCAGAGACAUGUCUGAGAGUGUGUGUAGGACAAGUGCAGAUGGUGAAAAGGUGCAAAUGGAUUCUGGAUCCCUAUGUACAAAAGGAAAACCAAUAGUAUCCCAAAACUCAGAGCCUGUGGUUAGGGAAAAGGUUUUUUUCAAUAAAAAGUUACCCAAGCCUGCUCCCCCGCCGCCACAACAAAGAGACUAUGGCAAACUCAAUAGUGAGACUGAAGAAAAGUCUGCCACAAGGAUACCACCAAUUGGGAUGAGCCAUCAAAAAAGAGGUGAUUCAAAUGGGAACUCACCUGUCAAAGUCCAUCAUCUUAAUCCCAGGACUGGGGAAAUGAGGUCCAAUCUUAGGGAGAGGUGCAUGGAGAAGGACAUAUUGAGGACAACUGUAACCCUCAAACAGCCAGUGGAGCUAAACGGAGAGGAUGAGCUUGUAUUCACUCUUGUGGAAGAGUUAUCAAUUGGUAGCAUUGUGGACAAUGGGAGGCCCUCAAGUAUUGUGAGUUUCAAUAGUGAUUGCUCAUUACAGGCCCUUGCCUCAGGGUCACGACCAGUAAGCAUCAUUAGUAGCAUCAAUGAUGAGUUUGAUGCCUAUACAUGCAAUGUUGGUACCUCUGAGGCAAACAUUAAAAUGGUGGCUCCAUUACAGGAUAAAACAUUUGCUUCGCUUGGCAGUCGUGGUUCUUCUAUCACUUCAUGGCUCAGUGAAGUAAGUGUCUGUACUCUGGAGAGUGAAGGUGCCCAAUCAGCAGAUGUAUUUCUCCCUCAAGGUACUCAUACUGGUCUAGACAGCAGUUUCUACCUUGAUUCUCUAAGCAUGUUCCAAAGCAGCCCUCAAAAGCAACCCAAGAACUCUUUGAAUGAUAGUGGCUGUAGCUUCUCAGAUUUGGACAGCGACAGUGCUGUAUCAAGCAAACUUUCACUUAGCAACUGCCCAUCUUCUCCAGAGGCCCCACAACUAUCUGCCAAAAAUUUGCCAAAACUUGCAAAGGCAAAUACCAUUCAUUUAGCUGAUCCCAAGUCCUUUCAAGAAUCUCAAGUUGUCCAGUGUAGUCUUUCCAGGAAAUUAAAACCUACCUCAUCUAUAGCCCAUAGUAGCAGUAUCAGUGGAACCAGCUCCAGUAGCAACUGGAGACGUGAGCCACCUAGGCAAGACUGCAUCCCAGAUGCAUGGCACCGAGUAGAUAGCCCAUUAGAGUCUUCUUUAACUUCUCAUUCAAGUUCUUCGUCCAGACUGGUAAAAAGUGGAAUUCCUGCAAGAAAAGCAGGUACAAGCAGCAGUGUACCUCGAAUGCCCAAAACACUGGGGUCAAACCCAUCCCAAAGGGUGGUGGACGGAUGUGAAAAAACCAGCAACAACAGGAAAAUGGAGUCCCCAAGCAGGAUGCCACAGCUCAGACGAGGUGCAACAACGCUUGGAAUAGUUCCGGUCAUCCAUCCGUCCAUUGAUGUCAAGCUUGCGCAAGAUAUUGUUUCCUCAACAAGCAAUUUGAAGUUCUCCUCAUUAGGAAAAAGUGGAAAAGCAAGCAAGCAAGAGGAGAGUAUGUCAAAACCUGGAAAUGUAUCACCACCUCCACCUCCAGUUCGCAAAUCCAGUUUGGAUCAAAAGAAUCGAAUCCUGUUUCCCUCAAGUGCCUUAAAGUCUGCUUAUGAUGCAGGAAGGUCUUUAGCACCAAGGGCCACAGGUUUAGAGGAUGACAUUGAUAUUUGCUCUAGGGUUGAUUCAAAUAGUUUAAGAGCAUCUAACUUAAAGGCAGAACAUAGUUUGAUAAAAGCAACCUCCAGUCUCAAAUCUAGAGGAGCUAGAAGUGAUACAGGACAGCUUUAUGGAAGCCAGAUAUCUCUAGACAGAUGUGACAGUUUAUCAUCUUUGGGGUCUAAACCUGCUCUUAGUCGAGAGAACAGUGGUGCUAGUCUCAAUAGCAAGUCAAGCAAGUCUGUCAGUAGGUUUGGAUCACCUGUUUCCACCUCUUCCCCAAUUGCUACCUCUCCUCCUUCUUGUAUAAACCCAGUAAGCACUGUAAAAAAUGGAAUCGUCAAAGGCAGCCUUAAUGCGAGACCAAUACCUGCUAAUACCAACAAAGCUCGUACAUUAUCUGCAAACAACUCCAAAGCCCUUAGCUCAUCCACUAAGUCUCUUGUGGCACCUGCAACAAGGAAUGCCAACCUUCCACCUUCAGGAAAGACUGCGUUACCUCGAGCAACAGUAGGAUGCAAUGGUAAAUCCACAAGAGGAACUAUCAUGGGUACCAAGCAAGCAAUGAGGGCAGCAAACAGUCGUGUUAGUGAGUUGGCAUUGGCCAACACUUCUGGGAAACAAACAAGGGGCUCAGGUGAUUCAGACAGUGGCAAUGAUAGUGGAGUGAACCUUAACGAUGACAAGCAUACCCCAAUCCCCAUUCUUCCAUCUCCAUAUAGUAAGAUCACAGCCCCAAGAAGACCUCAGCGCUACAGCAGUGGGCAUGGAAGUGAUAACAGUAGUGUGUUAAGUGGGGAGUUGCCUCCUGCUAUGGGACGAACUGCACUUUUCUACCAUAGUGGAGGGAGCAGUGGAUAUGAAAGCAUGAUCCGUGACAGUGAAGCUACUGGUAGUGCUUCUUCAGCCCAUGACUCUAUGAGUGAAAGUGGGAUGUCCUCCUCUGGUCGCACAAGGAUCUCCAAAGCACCCAAGAAGAGGUCAAAUGGCCUCCAGAGACGGCGCCUCAUCCCAGCUCCCUUACCGGACGCAUCUUCCCUGGGGAAGUCUGGGACCACGGGCCAGUGGGUGGACCUUCCCCCUAUGACCGGACCAUUGAAAGAGCCUUUUGAGAUCAAAGUGUAUGAAAUUGAUGACGUGGAGCGGCUUCAGCGUCGAAGACAGGAGAAGACAGAUGAGGGCCUGAUGUAUUUUAACACUAAAUUGAAGGUUCUUGAGAAACGACAGCUGCAAAUCAGAGAUCUCACAGCCAAGCAUAAGACUCUGAAAGAAGAGUUGGAGGACACCAAGUCUAGACUAAUGAUGGAUUCCAGCAAGUGGAUAGGAGAGUUUGAGGUGGAUGAGGAUUUGGAUCAGGAGUCGCAGGAGUACUUCGAGGCAUUGGAGCAGGCUACGGCUGAACUGGAAUACUGCGUCAACCUAUGCAAGUCUCGCGUCAUGAUGGUGACCUGCUUCGAUAUUCGAGUAGCAUCUGACGUGCAGGAAGGACCGCGAGAAGUCGAGGUUUAAGAACGUGAUGUGGUGAUCGAUGGAAAACGAGAAAGAGAUGGAGGAAGACAGGACCCUGGAUGUCUGAAAGGAAGGAUAAUGAAAUGUAGCAGCCGGUCCAGUGAUUCCGAGAAACUCAUGGAUCAAAGGAAUACCU
This is a messenger RNA of Rhinichthys klamathensis goyatoka, 6568 nucleotides long. It is a transcript of the gene kif26ab, whose product is annotated as kinesin family member 26Ab. The transcript is spliced from 15 exons. The coding region runs from base 334 to 6432 and encodes 2032 amino acids. Gene Ontology annotation, molecular function: microtubule motor activity; microtubule binding; ATP binding. NCBI's taxonomy places the organism in Eukaryota, Metazoa, Chordata, Actinopteri, Cypriniformes, Leuciscidae. The record is from RefSeq and is a predicted model, not a curated record. Gene Ontology annotation, biological process: microtubule-based movement.